UUUUUAUUUUCGUCUCCCCGUCAUUUUGCUUCACCUCGUUAUAUUCUCCGAGACGAAGCGCACUAAACCUGUUCAUCCUUUCACCUACCAUCUGCCACUACCGGAGAGGCGGAGACGAACAGCAAGUCAACAACGAAAGAAACAUUCCCAAAAACUCCGAUCCCCGGAACAUCAUCCUAAAUCCUUAGCUACUCCUCCUCCUGAAACCAGCCAUGGCUUUGGAGAAGAUCAAGGUUGCUAACCCCAUCGUGGAGAUGGACGGAGAUGAAAUGACCCGAAUCAUCUGGAAGUCCAUUAAGGAUAAGCUUAUUCUUCCCUUUUUGGAAUUGGACAUAAAGUACUUUGACCUUGGCCUUCCACAUCGUGAUGCAACUGAUGAUAAGGUUACCGUUGAGAGCGCUGAGGCUACUCUCAAGUACAAUGUUGCAAUCAAGUGUGCAACAAUUACACCAGACGAAGAUCGAGUCAAGGAAUACACGUUGAAAAGUAUGUGGAGGAGCCCAAAUGGGACAAUCAGAAACAUUUUGAAUGGUACUGUGUUCAGAGAACCAAUUAUUUGCAAAAAUGUCCCUCGGCUAAUUCCAGGUUGGACUAAGCCUAUCUGCAUCGGUAGGCAUGCUUUUGGUGAUCAAUAUAGAGCAACAGAUUCUGUCAUUAAAGGGCCUGGCAAACUCAAAUUGGUCUUUGUUCCAGAAGGUGAAGGUGAGAAGCAAGAUAUAGAAGUCUACAAUUUCACAGGUGCUGGUGGUGUAGCUUUGUCCAUGUACAACACAGAUGAGUCAAUCCGUGCAUUUGCUGAGGCUUCUAUGACCACUGCUUUUGAGAAGAAGUGGCCUCUUUAUCUUAGCACAAAAAAUACAAUUCUGAAGAAGUAUGAUGGAAGAUUCAAGGACAUAUUUCAAGAAGUAUAUGAAGCCAGCUGGAAGACGAAGUAUGAGGCUGCUGGUAUAUGGUAUGAGCAUCGGCUCAUCGAUGAUAUGGUAGCUUAUUGCCUUAAGAGUGAAGGGGGCUAUGUGUGGGCAUGCAAGAAUUAUGACGGAGAUGUGCAGAGCGAUAUGUUAGCCCAAGGCACGUUUUGGAUCUCUUGGAUUGAUGACUUCGGUACUGGGAGAACUUUUAAUCGUUCUCCUGCUGUACUUCAUGCGCUUGAGAUUUUAAGCCAUUAUUGCUCAUUGUUGUUGGUGUGCCCAGAUGGAAAGACUAUAGAGGCAGAGGCAGCACAUGGUACAGUCACCCGCCAUUACAGGGUUCACCAGAAAGGUGGUGAAACCAGCACAAACAGUAUUGCAUCUAUCUUUGCUUGGACAAGAGGACUUGCACACAGGGCAAAGUUGGACGACAAUGCUGGACUCUUGGAUUUCACCCAGAAGCUGGAAGAAGCAUGCAUCGGAACGGUAGAGUCGGGCAAGAUGACCAAAGAUCUUGCUCUGAUUAUUCAUGGAUCCAAGUUGAGCAGGGACACUUACCUUAACACGGAGGAGUUCAUCGAUGCUGUUGCUGCUGAGUUGAAGGCUAAGCUCUCUGCAUGAUCACAGACGCCAAUUGCAGGCCUCGGAGUACACUUUGGAAAGUUGGGAGAAAACUCAUUUUGGGGUCACAAAAUAAGAAAAAGGUAUGCUGGAUAUGGGAGAUCAAUUGAACUUGUGAUCUGGAUUAGAUGUUUUUAGUGGGACUUUUAUUCUUAUCGAACCUCGAGGUUUGGAUGUCCUUUAUCGUUUAAAGAACCCACUGCACAUUCUGUUGCGUUUCUUUCAUGCUUGUUGGAUUCACUGAAGUGCAAAGGCAAGUUCUUUUCGAUCAUAACUAUGCUGCAAGAUAAUGCUCAAAGCCUACUACUUUGCACCAAAUGCACGGGAGCGGUUACGGUGAAUACUACAAAAUAGUAAUCACCAUGGU
Messenger RNA from Linum tenue, 1896 nucleotides. Lineage: Eukaryota; Viridiplantae; Streptophyta; Magnoliopsida; Malpighiales; Linaceae. The record is from the annotation of a GenBank genome assembly.